AUGGCUUCACCACACCACGUCCUCAUCCUCGGCGGCCACGGCAAAAUCGCCCAGCUCCUCACCCCACUGCUCCUCAAGCGCUCCUGGACCGUCACCAGCGUCAUCCGCAAACAAGAACAGGUGCCCGCCGUCGAAAAGCUCGGCGCUGGAUUGCCAGGCCGGCUCAGCGUCCUUGUCCGAAGCAUUGAAGACGUCGAUAGCCAGGAGAAGGCAGCGAGCAUCUUGGACGAGGUCAACCCAGACUACGUCGCAUGGAGUGCCGGUGCCGGUGGUAAAUACGGUGCUGAAGGCACAUACCGCAUCGACCGCGACGCCGCAAUCAACUUCAUCAACGCCGCCGCCGCCAAACCGUCCAUCAGCCGCUUCCUCCUCGUUUCCUACAACGGCUCCCGUCGCAAAGCAGCUCCCUGGUGGACCGCCAGCGAAUGGGAAGACUACCACAAGAACAUCAACUUUGGCGUACUGGCGACCUAUUACCAAGCCAAGAUCGCCGCCGACGAAGUCCUAUACGAAGUUUCCAAGCAGAGCCCAACCUUGGUAGGCAUUGACCUCCGCCCGGGCAGAUUGACGGAUGAUCCCAAGGGAAACGUCACACUAGGUAGAAACAAGAACGUCCAAGGGGAAGUUUCUAGGGAAACUGUAGCUCAUGUCGCUGAUGCCAUUCUUGCUGCUGAUGGUGUCAAGAGCGGGUGGAUAGAUUUACUCAAGGGGGAUGAUGAUAUCAACGAAGCUGUUGCCGCCGUAGUCCGUGAUGGCGUUGAUGCUGCUGAGGGCGAAGAUAUUUAUGCAAAGCACGCGUAG
Molecule: messenger RNA, 801 nt
Organism: Trichoderma aggressivum f. europaeum
Lineage: Eukaryota; Fungi; Ascomycota; Sordariomycetes; Hypocreales; Hypocreaceae
Exons: 2
Coding region: 1-801 (266 amino acids)
Source: RefSeq, a predicted model, not a curated record